This is a messenger RNA of Lagenorhynchus albirostris (white-beaked dolphin), 827 nucleotides long. It is a transcript of the gene DNAAF19, whose product is annotated as coiled-coil domain containing 103. Bases 81 to 827 code for a protein of 248 amino acids. The record is from RefSeq and is a predicted model, not a curated record. The transcript has 5 exons. NCBI's taxonomy places the organism in Eukaryota, Metazoa, Chordata, Mammalia, Artiodactyla, Delphinidae. Gene Ontology annotation, cellular component: outer dynein arm. Gene Ontology annotation, biological process: inner dynein arm assembly; determination of left/right symmetry; epithelial cilium movement involved in extracellular fluid movement.
AAAGAAAGGAAACCAGGGCGCUGGCUGCUGGGGUGAAGAGGCAGAAUAAAAAAGAAUGAAAAAUUGCCGUUUAAAACAACAUGGAUGGACCUAGAGGGUGUUAUGCUAAGGCACAGGCCAUGAAAAGGAAUGACAUCAUUGACUUCAAGGCUUUGGAGAAAGAGCUGCAGGCUGCACUCACUGCUGAUGAGAAGUACAAACGGGAAAAUGCUGCCAAGUUACGGGCAGUGGAACAGAGGGUGGCUUCCUAUGAGGAGUUCAGGGGUAUUGUCCUUGCAUCACAUCUGAAGCCGCUGGAGCCGAAGGACAAGAUAGGAGGAAAGAGGACUGUGCCCUGGAACUGUCACACUAUUCAAGGAAGGCCCUCCCAGGAUGAAACCACUGAAAUCUCCCCGGAGAAAACACUCCUCCAGCCCGAGACCUCGGCUGAGUUCUACCGUGAUUGGCGGCGAUACUUGCGGAGUGGGUCAGAGCGCUACGAGGCCCUGCUGCAGCUCGGGGGCCCAAACCUGGGCCGCCUCUUCCAGAUAGAUGUGGGGUUUGGACUUCUAGGGGAGAUGCUGAUGGCGCUGGCUGAUCACGUGAGGCCAGCUGACCGGUGGGUGGUGCUGGGAAUCCUGCGCAGCCUGGCCGGCACCGGCCGCUUCACCCUGAACCUGAGCCUGAUGAGCCAUGCGGAGAGAGAGAGCUGCAGAUCCUUGUUUCAGAAGUUGCAGGCCAUGGGCACCCCCAGCCUGGAGGGGCGGGAUCUGGGGGAGCAGCCUGGUGGGCUUCAGGAAGAGGAGAGUCUUCUGCAAGAGCUGCUGAGGCUGUACCAUGUGGACUGA